GUAUAUGUCUUCCUUCCAAGAUCCGCGAACUCCUUUUAGGCAUUUUCAGGUUUCGUACCAUAGAGCCGUCCUAAUGUAGUGGUUGAUUAUAAUUAACUGUUCGAUUCUGUCUCCUUUUCUUCUUUUUGUUCAUCCCACUCGUUAUCUGUUGACUUAGACGUCCUUUCUUUCCUUUCUUUCCCUCUAUUCUGUCGUUCACAGGAGACAUGUACGAUCAUUAAAGCGAAUAAAGGAGUUAUCUCGAUUGUAUCUAUCUUUCAGAUCACAGAGAUACUCUGUCGCUAUCACACUCAUUACGCACAAAUAAACCGCAGAGACGCUUUUCGCUCUAGCGCUACACACUCGUUUCAAACCAUUCAAUCACGUUUCGAAUUUCUUAAUAAAUAAUCCUUCAACCCUCCCAAAAUGGCUCUCAGUCAAAAUGCCGUCAUUAUACUCGUUAUCUGCGGAGCGAUCGGCUUGACUCUCAUCAUAGGCAGUGUCUUCGGCAUGUUCUCCGCCAACGACGACGGGAACGGUAGCUUUCCGACUCCCGGGAAAGACCAGCUCGACUACAUGGCACAGCUGAGAUAUAGACACUUAACUGCGCUGGAGGCUGGAGAACGA
This is a messenger RNA of Paecilomyces variotii, 606 nucleotides long. RefSeq lists its product as hypothetical. NCBI's taxonomy places the organism in Eukaryota, Fungi, Ascomycota, Eurotiomycetes, Eurotiales, Thermoascaceae. The annotation marks the transcript as partial. The transcript has 2 exons. The record is from RefSeq and is a predicted model, not a curated record.